Podarcis lilfordi (Lilford's wall lizard) is the source of this 27643-nucleotide messenger RNA. Lineage: Eukaryota; Metazoa; Chordata; Lepidosauria; Squamata; Lacertidae. The record is from the annotation of a GenBank genome assembly.
CUUCAUGAUAUUUGACAGCAGGGCCGGCGGGAAGAGCGUGGGAGGAUUCAGGUUUUUUUUAAAUUACGCAUGCGCUAAAGAUGGUGGUAGCGGGGCGCAUGCGCCAUGCCGUGGAACUGAGUGAGAUGCUUAUGGAAGUCGCCCUGGUGAGCUCGAACGGCCGGUGGUGCAUGCGCACUUAAGUACUCCGCGGCCCCAGGCGGCAGAGGGGAAGAUGGCGGCUGUGGUACAGAAUGUGGUGAAGCUGUGAGUGCAACUCUCGUUCUUCCCCCCCCUUCCCCUCCCCUGGUUGGUUCUAAUGGUACAGCCCGAAUCUCCGAGAAAUGCUCGCAGGAGGGUCGUAGGAGAGACCAUUCUGUUAUCGGGGUGGACUUGGGGGCGGAAUAGGAGGCGAGGGGGCAGCUGUUGGCUCUUUUUAUUGUUCAGGGCUGAAGUUUUUAUAAAUAAAAAAUUAAACUCCCUUUCUAUGGGUGGAGGCCGGAUGAGGAGAGGGGAGAGUGCCUUCGUCUUAGAGUUUUAAAAGUGGAUGGAAAAGAGGACAUCUCGCCUUGAAAUAUCCCAAAUUUUGAGAUGGGGGAUUGGAAUGAGAAAAAUAAAAGGCUGCUCAAAAAAUAAAAAAACAGAGGGCGGCGAAGUAGAGCCCCCAGGGGGGAGGAGAAAAGAACAGGACCCCCCACCCACUUUCCAUAAAGUCCCAAAAGAAAAUGGGGAAUGAUGAGAAAAAUGGUCCUUCUACCUCAUGCCCCCCCGUGGAGCUCUGAAAGAGGCCGGGAGGAAGACAGCCUCCUUCCCUUGAAACAGUAAUUGUGAAAGAUAAACGGGGUGUGGGGAAAGGGGGGAAAUACCCAUUCAGGGAAACAGAGAUACAAUUUGUGUCUUGAGAGGGGAAUACACCAGGUGGUCCCUCCAAAAAGUGUGUGUAGGGUGGAGGUGGAGUGGAUUUUUAAGAGGAGUGUGUGUCAAAAGAGACUAUCUCAUACCCUUAAAAAAAAGUCUUUUAAAUGGAGCGGGGGGGGGGAGCAGGAAAAAAAAUCACUCUUGAAAAGUAGGAUUCCAGUCAUAGGGGUAAGAAUGAGUUUCUCCCCACUUUCUAUCAGAACCCAGAAGAAAAUUGAGGUGGGGGAGUGAAAUGGAUUUAAGACGAGAACAUAAUAUAUAGAUCUACCACCCACUCAAUUCAGAUCUCCAGAAAAAAAAUGUGAUGGAGGCACAGUUAAAACAACACAGCCACCUUCUCUUCCUCUUCUUUAUAUGGGAGAUGAAGGGUGGCAAGAGAUUCUGGCUAGCAAAGAGGUAGGGUGGCUAGAGAAGCUAGGGCAGGGAUGGGCAACCUGUGACCCUGAUGGACUACGACUCCCAUCAUCCCUGACCAUGCUUGGCUGGGGCUGAUGUGUCCAAUAACAUAUGGAGGGCAAAAGGUACCUCGUCCUUGUGCUAGAGAAAAACAGCAAUGUCAGGGGCAAGUUCCAGGGGUUGGAAUAACAAGUGAAGAGAUGAAAGUUGCUUGCCCAGUAGGAGGAGAGGCUGGAGUGACGAGCACGAAGACUCACCUUCUUGCAAGAGUUUAAAAUAAGUUUUCAGGUAGGGGAGAGAAUGAUUUGAAUUCCUGCCCCAAAGAGGCAGGAUGGAAAGAGGAACCAUGACCCAUAAUGGUCAGGACUCCUAAUGGGAGGUAGGCAGAAGUGCAAAUCGGUGGAUCAUUGCUCCAUUGCUCUCGAAUGGAGAAAAAGUGAUGGGCCUGCUUUCCACAUAAGAAAAGCUAAGCUUCUGAGCUGGUGUAGAAUUUUAAGAUGGCAACUUUGGCUAUACAGUACGUGGCUGGUAUUGGAUAUCAAGAAGUAAUGGAUGUAGGGUGGACCCAGGUUCCAGGUCUGGUGCCUUCUGGAUGUUGCUCUGGACUCCAGCUCUCAUCAGCCCCAGCCAGCAUAGCCAAUGGUCAGGGAUGGUAGGAAUUGUCCCCAGAGGGGCACCAUGUUGGCAACCUCUGGCAUACUAUAUGUUGGUACCUGAAGGUCCUAUAUGAUACAUUCUUGCAAUUAUGUUGUUGUUGGCAUCCAUCUAUCUUGAGAGACAAAGGAGUGCGCCUCUGAGAGUAAAGUCAGACUGCUGCAUUGGCAGCACCAAAGUUACCUCUCUCGGCACUAUCCUGGGCAGUGUGUAUGGAGGUCCUGGGCUGCCCAGAUGGCAAUCCUCCCUCCUCCUUGGCCUCACUGAUGUGGUCCAAAGGAAAGCAGAGCAUUUUUUUUGGCACCAGCUUGGCUGCAGGAGCUGCUGGGAGGAGGCAUAGAAAGUGCCCUCCAACAGUCUUAGGGACUCCACUCUGGAUUUGUGUAGGGUUUACUCCUUAGCCUUUUCUUCUCCUGAAGAUAUCCCGCAAGGCAGCGGAGGUUUAGGAUCAGAGUUGUCCUUCUCCUAGGUGGGCUACCUUUCCAAGUUGAUGAGCAACAACUGCUCCUCACUUACCUCUACAGCUCCUGCAGAAACCACCUUCUUGACCAUUGGGCCCACUAUUGGUCUUGUUGACUCAAUCCGCCAGAGCCUGUCUUCGCAUGCAGGGGACGUUCCCAUCGGCUACCCUCACAUAGUUCAGCUGGUCAGUCGAAGCUGUUUCCCGGGUUGUGGCAAUUUUCUAUCCUGAUUUGCAUCCUCUAAAUUUCACAUAGCUGCUUCAACUGAUGAUAGAGCGCCAAGAGGAUUAUAAAACAUUGUAAACAAGGUGGACUUGCAAUUUAAUUACCUAAUUUUCUCUUUCAUUCCUCCACUCCCCCCAACAAGCUUUUUUUCCUCCGACAGCAAAGAUAUUAAAUUCUUUUCCCCCAAAGCAAGCUGAUGCCCACCAGUUUCUAUUCCCUUCCCUCAGCUACUUUAUGUGGCGAGAUUGAAACACUAAAAUUACUGUAAUUAUAGGCUGCUCAAUUAAGGAAACUUCAUUGCUGCCACACCACAGAUUUUUAAAGAACAAGAAUAUAAAUGCAAGCGAUGUAUUUUUUUCCUCCCUUUCCGCUUCGCUCUGAGAACUCUCCAUCUGAGUCUUCACUAAUGGGAUUAUUGAAUAGAAUUGGGCAUUUUCCUUCUUCUGUGAUUGUAAUAGAUUGAAAAUGAGAUGUGGUAAUAUAAAAAGCUAGCUCCACAGAUGCCUCUCUUUUUUGUUCCAAGAAGGGAAGCUUAAAACCAGCUUUGUAAUCAGAAUUUUGAUCCUGACACCUUAAAAUUAAAGUACAGUGGUACCUCGGGUUACAUAUGCUUCAGGUUACAGACUCCGCAAACCCAGAAAUAGUACCUCGGGUUAAGAACUUUGCUUCAGGAUGAGAACAGAAAUCGCACGGUGGCGGCGGGAGGCCCCAUUAGCUAAAGUGGUGCUUCAGGUUAAGAACAGUUUCAGGUUAAGAACGGACCUCUGAAAUGAAUUAAGUUCUUAACCCGAGGUACCACUGUACUUUCUGCAUCCCAGUUCAACAUUGUUGCAAUUAUUAGCUGCGGGAAGGUCCAGCUUUCUAGAUUUCUAUUUGUGUGAUGUAGUCAAUCAGUUGGUAGAGCAUGAGACUCUUAAUCUCAGGGUUGUGGGUCCAAGCCCCACCUUGGGCAAAAGAUUCCUGCAUUGCAAGGGGCUGGGCUAGAUGACCCCUGGGGUCGCUUCCAAUUCUACAAUUCUAUAGUUCUGUGAACCUAGACUCUUGGUGAACUAUCUACUGUAGUUGGGAAAAACUUCUUCUAAUACAGGAGUAGGCAGAAGGUAUAGUUUGAUGCACUGGUAGAUCUUGAGGUGAUCUGCACUGGUAGAUCUUGAGGCAAGUGUUUCUGACGCCCAAUGAUUUAGCAAUAGCAAUGCAAAAAAGUUCCCCCACAAUUAGAUUGAGGACAUGAAGAAAGCUUGAGUGAAAACCAUAACGACAUAAAAGUAACUUGGAUGCUGGAUCACACUAAAGGCCCAUCUAGUCCAGCAUCGUGUUCUCACAGCAGCAAACCAGAUGCAUAUGGGAAGCCUGCAAGCUGAGUAUUCAGAGGUAGAACGCCUCUGACAGUGGAAGAAGAACAUAGCCAUCAUGGUUAGUUACUGCUGAUAGCCUUAUAUUCCAUAAAUUGGUCUAAUUUUGUAAAGUCAUCCAUAUUAGUAGCAGUCACUAGCUGCUGUGGGAGCAAAUUCCAUAGGUUAGCUAAGUGCUGUGCAAAGAAGUACUGCCUUGCAUCUGUCUUGAGUCUUACCACAUUCAGCUUCAUUGGAAAACAGUGUUUUUACUUAUGUUCCUCUCAUCAGUUUUAUCCUCUUAAAUUCGCCCAGGAGUGGAUCAGUUCUGGUCCUGAAAGCAAAUUUAUGGGCUGAGCAUAUUAUGUUCAAGAGGCACCUUGCUUCUUAAUUGCAAAUGGCUGGUUUGUGCAUCCUGAGGUCCUUUAAGAGCAAAGUGGAUUUAUCAAGCCUGAAGUUGACACACCUAUGUUCUAACGCAUGAUUGCUUUUGCCUCCCACCAGCCUUGGCGAACAAUAUUAUAAGGACGCGAUGGAGCAGUGCCACAACUACAAUGCCCGACUGUGUGCUGAGAGAAGUGUCCGAUUGCCAUUUCUGGACUCGCAGACUGGAGUGGCGCAGAGUAACUGCUACAUCUGGAUGGAGAAGCGGCACAGGGGACCAGGUUGGAUACACAUAGGAUGUUGUGAAAACUUGAAGUUUAGGGGCACUGUGGUUUUCUUAUUUGGGCUGUAGUUUGUAACACUUUGGGGUCUGGCAGCAGAUUUGCUUGUUUUUGAUAAGGCACUGCACCUGUUCUUUGACAGCUCACCUGAGAAGUGGGUGGGUGAGGAGAGGUAGGUCUCUUCUUUUUCCUUCAUGGAAAUUUCUUUACUCAUUUCAGGGAGCCUAUCUGCAUACACUGCAUUUAUUGUCCUUUAUUUAUUGGUCCAUAUCAACUGUGCGGAUUAGUGGCAAAUUAGGGUGGACGUGGGUGGCGCUGUGGGCUAAACCACAGAGCCUAGGGCUUGCUGAUCAGAAGGUCAGCGGUUUGAAUCCCCGCGACGGGGUGAGCUCCAGUUGCUCAGUCCCUACUCCUGCCAACCUAGCAGUUCGAAAGCACGUCAAAGUGCAAGUAGAUAAAUAGGUACCACUCCAGCGGGAAGAUAAAUGGCGUUUCUGUGCGCUGCUCUGGUUCGCUAGAAGCGGCUUAGUCAUGCUAGCCACAUGACCCGGAAGCUGUACACCGGCUCCUUCGGCCAAUAAAACGAGAUGAGCGUCGCAACCCCAGAGUCGUCCGCGACUAGACCUAAAGGUCAGGGGUCCCUUUACCUAGGAUGGAUUGUAAGGAGUGGAUGUGUUAAUUCCUGAAGUGAGGGUUGUUGGGGAAGUGCUCAAGGCUAGAGCUCUGAAAAGGCUGCAUUGACCUGAUAAUCUUACUCUUUUUCUUCCUUUUCUGUCCUGGUUUGCUUUUUUUAUUGGAAGGUUUGGCAUCUGGCCAGCUCUAUUCCUACCCGGCUCGGCGCUGGCGGAAAAAACGUCGCGCUCACCCUCCUGAGGAUCCAAGGCUUUCCUUCCCUUCCAUUAAACCAGGUACAUAUUUUCCUUUCUCUCUGAGCUGCUGCUGGGACUUCACUUGGGAUCAAAUUAGUUUUUCCUAGGGAUUGGGGAUGGGUUUGUACAUCAUAGCAAAUUGAUUAGAGAGGACCUCUUCUGCCAGGGUGAGUUGCAUCACCGACACAACUGUGCUUUCAGGAGCAUCAUUAUCAGCAUCUCUAACCUUCCAGGUAAAUUCCUGUUUUGAUUUUAGUAACCCUUGGAAGUCUUUGAGCCCUAUAUUAUUCAAAGGCUACCCCUUUCCCCAUUUAUCCCAUCACAUCUCUAAUGCAGGGGUGGCUAACGAGUGGCCCACCAGAGCUUGUGGAACUAAACCUUUCAUCAGCCCCAGUCAGCAUGGCCAGUGGCCACAGAUGAUGGAAGCUGUAGUUCAGUGACAUCUGGAGGACCACAGGGUACCCACCACUGUUCUAUUACCACAUGAGAACUUAUUAAAGCCUUGAUAUACUAGAUUGAUGAACUGUUUGACUUGCAUUCUGUUGUUGGACUCCAACAUUUCUCAGCUGCAUUCAGCAUAGCCAGUGGUCAGGGGUGAUGGGAAUUACAGUUCAGGAACACCUAAAGGGCCACAAGUUCCACAUCCCAAAUCAAGGCAAACCUUAAAGUUUUUUUAACGGGUCAGAAAUAAGAAUUGCAAUUACACUCCUGACAUGCUGACUUUUCAUGAGAUUCACACGUUGUAGCACAUUUACAUUGGAUUUUAGGUUUCUCCAGGAAUGCUUACAUUUUGGCAAAACACAGGGGAAGAGGAAUUUUUCCUAAGCUGGAAGGCAGAGCAAUGGAGCCCCUCCAGCUUGGGAAUUUUUUCCCUUCCCUUUCUUCUGCUGUGGCUGGUUCCAAGAUUCCACAUCUGGAGGGCCACAGGUGAUAACAGUUGUUUGUAUUGGCUGUUAAGGGUUCUGCUUGGGCUAAGUAUCUUGUAGCCAGGGACAGAUGGAAUAGGAGGGCCUUUACAUGCAUGAAUCAUGGUUUUUGUCUGGCCUUGCUGGCCGAGCCAGAAAUUGUAGUUGCUGCUACCCCUGCCCACCCCACCAAAAGCUGGUCUGAGGUUGUUGGGGAUGGGAUGAGAGACUGAGCAUUUGGCGGCCACUUUUCAAAAGUGCACAGAGUGCCUCUGAGCAGCAGAGCCCAACACUCCACACCCUGCCCCAAUGGGAUCACUUGGUAACAACCUUAAUACUAUACCCUUUGAUCUUUCUGAAAAAGACACACCAAUCACAUAGCCUGAUUCUAUGUGAGCCAUCCACAUAGUGAGUUGUGUCCUCUCAUUUGCCUAAGGGGUGGUGAUAGCAACGGCAUGUGACUAUAUUGUUCGCUGUAGCAUCCUCCCUUUUGAUUUCUCUUUCAGUUUCAGGCCCUGCCUUCACCCAAAUGUGUUCUUUCAUCUCUCUGCCUUUUGCUUGUUAUUCUUUCUCUUAGUUGCCUUAAAAAACCCCUCUGUAUCCACUUUCUCCCUGCCAUGCAUAAUUUUAUAUUUUUCUACCAUGUUGCUUCUUAUUCACCUUGUUGGUCAACUAAAGAGCCGGAAAUGUUGCAACCGUUCCUCACAGGGGAGGUGUUUAAAAGGCUUUGUUCCGCAAUGGGCUCUGCUUCCUUAACUGAGGUUCACAAUCCUUCCUCCAGUGCGUUCUUUCCUUCCACCAUGUAUUGGAGCCUCCAGUCCUUCUCCUUUGGUGAUGUGGGUGGCAGUUUUAGCAACGGCCAGCAGAGGCCCUUGGUUGGCUCUUGGUUUGGAGAAUUCCCUACCUGGUGAGAUCGAGAGUGUCUGACUUCCCGGAGAAAUUUAAAGUCGUUCCUGUUUACCCAAGCAUUUGAUGGCUGACAGAUACUGACCAUGGCAACCUUGAAAUUAGUGACUGUGAGCAUAUGUGAUUGCUUUAAAAUGUUUUUAGAUGUUUUAAAAUUGUUUUAAACAUGUUCUUUUAUUUUAAAUAGUAUAGUUUAAACAUUUGGUGUUUAUCACCCUGGGCUUUUCUGGGAGGAGGGGCAGGAUACAAAUUUAAGUACAUAACCAAAAGAUUACACAGCCAACCCUCUGGAUGUUACUUCUGUAGACACUGAGCAGACCCUAAAGAAAGAGGGUUUGAUCUCUCAGGAUGGCAGCAGCCUGGAGGCCCUUUUGAGGACGGACUCUCUUGAGAAGCGCAGUCUGCCCGAUCCUCGUACUGACGAAGACAGCCUCGGCGAGUUUCCUGUUGCCAAUAGUCGCGCGCGGAAGGUAAUGGCAGACAGAGGGUAGCAUUGACUCUGUUUCAAAAGGGGGCUCCAUGGUAACAUAUGAAUGGCUCCUCGCAGCUUCUUCCUACCUCUCUUCUGCUGUCCUUGCCUUUAACUACAGAAUGGAUAGAAAUCUUGCACCACGGAGACCUAGUUUUUGUACCCACAAAAACAGAAGUUUGCUACAUGAAUAAAUUGUUCAGAUUUUUAACAAGUGCACAAACGGUUGCUGAGGUUUGAGCACUUAAAUCCACUUUACACCAGAAUAAGGAGCUGUGUGGAGCUUUAGGCUCCUAGCCCAUGACUUCUGGAAGUACUGCUGAUCCCACCACCCCUUGCUGCUUCACCAGCUUCUCCCCUCAGACAUAAGGGCUCAAAACCUGCUUCAAAUGCAGAAGAGGGAGAGAGCUGAGAGCCUCUUUUUUGCAUCUGUGUAGUAGCUGAGGAGUGCACAGCCGCACCCCUGCUGGUAGUGUCCUUUCAGCUUGUCAGACUGCUUCUGUCUCAAAGAUCCUCAUUGCCAGAAAAAUCAUUUCAUGGACCAGUGUUUUGUUCCACUGUGGUGCUAGGCAUGCUUCUCUCAGCCCAGCCCAAGGUCUCUUCUGUGGUUCCCCUGCUCCAGUUUCUUUAGCUUUAUUUGUUCCCAAUUCCACCCUUUUACUACAAACUAUUGGUUUGGAUUGCAAGAGCUUCCUUUAAUUUUUUUUUUUUUUUAAAUGAACCAGAGUGGAAUUUAGUGUGAAAUGAAAGCCAGUCUUAUUUUGCAAAAGCCAUGCUGGGAUGGGGGUGGGGGUGAAGCGAACAGGGAGGAGGUGGUGGUGCAAUGACACUUUCUGGUUUUCAUCAAGUUUUUUGGCUUGGUGAGAUACUGAAUGUCAUAAUACACACUGGCUGCUUCCCAGGAUCAACUCUAAUAGCCUAGUAAGGCAGCCGAAGAUGGAAUGCUGUAGCUUGUCUUCCAGCAUCCAGGAAGACAGGAUGUGUGUGUGAGAGAGAGCAAUAGAGAAAAGAGAGAAAGAGCACUUGCUGAUUUUGAAAUGUGGGCAUGAAAUGCGCUUUUUUGAGCCCAUGCGUUUUCAUAGAAUCAAAGAACUGUAGAAUUGGAAGGGACCCCCAAGGAUCAUCUAGUCCAACCCCAUGCAGUGCAGGAAUCACAGCUAAAGAAUCUCUGAUAGAGAGGUAGGAUAUAAAUGUAGCGACAAAUAAAAUUAUAUAUGACGUGAAGAAAGCAUGAAAUUAUAUAUGACGUGAAGAUAUAGAAGACUUUCUCUUGUUAAUACCAUGACCCAGGGUCAUCUGAUAAAGCUUAAAGGUAGAAUUGUAGAGUUGGAAGGGACCCUGAUGGAUCAUCUAGUCCAACCCCCUGCAGUGCAGGAGUAUACAGCAGCUGCAUAUGGGGAUCGAACCUGCAAUCUUGGUGUUAUCAGCUCCAUGCUCUAACCAACUGGAAGAUUCAGGACAGAGAGCAGGAAGUAUUUCUUUACAGAAAGCCUAUGAAAUCUGCCUCUGCAAGAUGCGUAGGUGGCCCUAAAUGGAUAGUUUAGGCGAUUCAACAAAUUACUAAAAGAUGAGGCUGUCAGUAACUACUUGUCACGAUGGUGGUAUGUCUAGAUGAUGAAGGGAGAACCUGUGGCCCUACAGCUGUUGUUGGACUAUAGCUCCCAUAAUCCUUCUUGUUCGAGGCUCAUCUGAGUUGGAGUCCAGUGACAUUUGAAGGACCACAGGUUUUCAGUCACUGGUUAGGCUCAGAGGUACCAUGCCUCUUGAGUAUCGUGUGCUGGGGAACAACAGUAAGAGUCCAUGCCCAGCUUCUCAGUUCCCCAUAGGUAUCUGGUUGAAACAAUGUGCUGGACUACAUAGGGCACAGGUGAACCUUUGGCCCUCCAGAUGUUGCUGAAAUCGCGGGGAUGAUGAGAGCUGUAGUUCAGCAACAUCUGGAGGGCCAGAGGAUCCCCACAUCUGGGAAUAGGCUUUUGCUCUGAUCCAACAGGGCUUCUCUUAUGUCCUUACGACAGUUUUUAAUGUUACCUGAAAGCUCUGCAGUGAAAAUGAAACUAUUAGGUGGUCAUUGCCAUUGGUCUAACUAGAAUGCAUUUGAGGGGGUGCUUCUUAGCCAGACUUCCAAGUCUUCUGUCCUCCCCCUUGUCUUUUUGAAUCUGUUUGUUUUCUCUACAGUAGUCUUGCUUCUCUGUUCUAGCGGAUCCUGGAACCUGACGAUUUCUUGGAUGAUCUAGAUGAUGAGGACUAUGAAGAAGACACGCCAAAACGCCGAGGCAAAGGCAAGGCCAAGGUAUAGCUCACAUAUUGGGGCUCAGUAAUGCUUGCUCAGUCUUGAGUCAGUGUGCGCUUUGAGUCCUCAUGGAGUGGAAAGGAGCACUGGGGCAGGCAAGGAAAUUCUAUGGAUGUCCCAAAAUAUGUUGGGUGCUGGAAAGGAAUGAACACUCUAUGGUUGUAGAGACUAGUGAGAAUGGGAUGGGGAAAACAUGUGGUCUUCCAGUUGUCUUUGUACUAUGGUAUCCAUCAUCCCAUCCUUUCUGUGGCUGAUGGGAACUGAAAUCCAGCAACAUCUGGGAGGCCACAGCUUCUCCAUCCCUGUCCAAGUAUUUCUCAGUCUGCCUUUCUGUAUUUUUAAAAACCUUGUUGUCCCUGGGGAAAACAUGCAUGGACACUCUCUCCUGCCCCCAUGCCCCAAGGCUAAAAGGUUGAAAUUGAUUUAACACCAUAAACACAAGGUAAUUGUAAGUACUAAAGGAAAGGGAUUAUUUAUCCUUGCGGGGGAAGGGGGGAUUCUGGGGCUAUAAUUGCUUGGCACAAUAUUGGUUGUCAUAUGAAUAAUAAUGAAAUGGAAGAAGAAAUUUGAAAAAAACCAUUCAAAGCAUGUGCCACUGUGGGGCAGUAGUGGAUUGCCUUUUAAAAUAUUGCUAGCUGAACUCAUCGACUCUGCAGCACUUCAUUAGUAUGACUCCCUCUGCUUGGCUUUUGAUUUACUGAAGUAACUGUCCUACCCUAUUCUAGUGGUGAAAACAUACUGAAAGACAAACAGUUUUAAAAGUUAAGACUUCAGCCCUGAAAAUGACAAUUGCAACUGUUCCCUUAAAGCAUCUUGGUGAUGGCUGUGUUACUUGAGAAAGAGAAUACGUGUGAUUUUUUUCUCCUCUGAAGGUCAUUAUAUGUAAAUAAUGGUGCAUCACAUAAAUGCAUGGUGCACAUCAUGGCUGCAAUCUAGAGAAAACAUUUAGCCGUCGUGGUGGGAACCACAUAAGUUUUCCUUAUGACGGAUCUAACAGUUGCGCUGUUGGGGGUGGGGGAAGAGUUCAGUGUGGCACCUGUGAUUAUCUCCUGUCUCAUAGAUCUAAAUAAUGGUGGAGUCACUGUCUUCAGAUCACACUAUAAUACUGUUCUUAGCCAUGGAUAAAUCAGCUAAUUUAAUAGUCUCAUAAAGGGCUUGAAAGUGUUUUUGAAUUCCUUGGACCCACAAGAACUGUCCAGCAGGAGUAUUAGUAGUUGUUAUUAUUCCUUGCUAGAUUAUAUGUUCAUUGGUCUUCCUGCAGCGUGGUGCCCUCCAGAUAUUCUGGUCUAUAUUUUUUAUCACACCCAGCAUUCCCCCAACGUACACUCUCUAGAUGUUGUAGACUACAACUCCCAACACCCAUUGGGAGUUUCAGUCCAGGAUAUGUGGUCUGAAGGGUGCUAGGUUGGGAAAGUCUGGCAUAGACCACCUAGCCUGUAUCAUGUCUCCCAGUGUGGCCAGGCAUCUCUCUCUCUCUCUCUCUCUCUCUCUCUCUCCUCCAACCCCCAGCAACUGGCAUUACUCAGAUCCUUUUAUGAAUAACAGCUCAUUUGCCAUGAAUUUGUUUAUUCCCCUUGCCUCACCCUGUGGCACUGAAUCUGCUUAACUUUCCUGCAGGCCUCCUUAACAGCUACUUUAUUUGUUUCAGCUCCCACUUUAUGUCACCUCAAGGUUCUCUCGGUGAGGGGUUGUUGGGUGAGGCAUUUUUUCCCUUGCUCAUGACAUCCUCCUCUCUGGCCUCCUAGGGCAAAGGAGUUGGGAGCGCCCGGAAAAAGCUGGAUGCAGCCAUUUUGGAAGACCGAGACAAACCGUAUGCCUGUGACAGUGAGUAAGAAGGCGAGCCGUGCUGUGGGACACAGCUGUCGUGAGCAGAACACCUUUGCUUUUCCUAGAUAGGAGGACGGUGUGGUGGGGAGGGUGGGGGAAUGGAGGAUGCAGAGGUCAAAACUUCUUUGAAAGAGGGGCUGCGUGAGCUACUUGUCCUUGGUCCCUUGCUUUUUUAAUUGAGCUUCUUGGAGGCUAUAACAUUACUUGUCUAGUUUGGGAGCAUUGGAGGUCUGGCACUAUCUGGAGUCUCCUGUGGGUAUGGGCAGUUGCUUCGAUGAGAUCUUAGGCUGAUAAAAUGGUGCCUUUUAUUUGCCCGGUGUGCAAAUUUUCCUGUUUCACAGAGCCGUUUAUUCUGGCUGGUGAAGAGUUCUGUGAAAGUGCAUAAAAUUACAUACUUCUGCACCAGCUCAAGUCGGCCCAAUAGGAGAUAACUUUACUAAUGUUCUCAUCUCCUUUGGGACAGACUUGGCAGACUAACCCAGUCUUGUCCAUGCAGGGUCUUAGCCCUGCCACCAUUGGUCCUCUAAAAUGGAGACAUUGGGGAUUGAGCCAGGGCUUCAUGGAUGCAAAGCAGGUGCUCAGCCACAGUGCUCCAGCCCUGCCUUCCUCUGGCAGAUCCCAAGACGUGUAUAGACCUUGAUAUCGCUUUACCAGUCCAUUGGGGGCUGUGUUUGUGUGCAGACACCCAAGCUAUGUGACCAGCCCUGCUGCGUGUGGCUGCCUUUGCCAGUUCCAUAUUGCAUGACUUUUCUGUUCUUUAGAGCUGCUCCCUGUGUGCCAAUCUGGAAAUGAAUGCCCAUGCAAACCUGGUUAUUAACGUAAAAGGUGGGGGGCAAUUGGCCAGAAUUUUCAAAAUUGCAAACAAUGAGUUUUUGAAAUUACUUUUCUUUCUCUUCUCCUUUUACUGUCCUGUAAGAAUUUUAUACUCCCCCUUUUUACUUUAAAAUAACACCAGUAAGCAUUUUUCUUUUCUCCCUUUUAAUCGUUGUAUAUAGCUUUACUGUGUGCAUGUUAUGUGUGUGACCUAUAGAGUGUUUUCACCUUUUCUCUCAUUAUUCUCUUUCUGUAUUUCAGAUAGUUACAAACAAAAGCAUACCUCGAAACCUCCUGACCGAGGUAGUCCAUUCUCUCUGUCUUGCUAUUUAUUUCCUCCUGACUUUGUUCUUCUGAAAUGUUAGUUUUAAAAACUCUUCUUUUUUAAAAAGCAGGUCUUUUGAUGCAGGGCACAAAAAAACCCUUCCCUCAUAUGAUAAUGCAGUUCAGGUUUUUAUUUAGUGUGUGUGGCCUAAUGGGGUUAGCACCCAGCUUUUUAGCCCAAUUCUCUCCAAGUUGCUGUGGGAAAGGUGAUAAAUUUUUGUCUGGAAAUUUGGAUAAAUACAUAUCUCCCUCAGUGGCUCCUAGCAAUUAAAAUUCAAUAAGCAUUGUUAUUGUAAGGUGCUGAGCAUUGAGUUGGGAAGAAAGUACAUCAGGAUGUUUUGCCGUAGAUUGGCAAGGGAUUCUGACUCCCUAUUGUCUAGCAGUAACAAAUGAAAAAGCUUUCCCCUCCCCUCCAGCCCCAAAUUAGGUUGCUGAAAAAGAAAUGGGGAGCCGAUUUUUAUAUCAAUGAUCUUGUGAGCUUUGCUGUGCUACUGACCACACAUUCCUGGACUCAUCAUGUGCUCAUAAGCGGCACCCUGUUCUUUAAAUCUUGAGAGUGUGUCUGCCCAGCUACUGUGCAGGUACUCUGAUCGGUGGACCUAGUAAAACCACCACCACCAUCACCAAGUAUAUUCCUCAAGCCUGUCUGCUCACCCCUGGCAUACAUGAACAAAAAUAAACCUGUCUUUGCAGUCAGGCUUAUUUAAUAGCACAAUCCUAUCUAUGUCCACUUAGAAGCAAGACCAGUUGAAUUCAUUACGACUUCCUCUUAGAGAAGUAGGGCUAGGAUUGUACCUGAAAGGACAAGAGACACAGGGGGAAAUGGGUAGAAGGGAAAUGGAUUUGCCUGACCCAGAAAGAAGUGGUGAGUUGCUACCAGGCAUUUAAAUUUUUGUGGGACUGGGAUGAUGAUCCCUGCCUGGUAUUUUUACUGAAAAGGAAGUGAUGCAGUUAUCUAGUAGCCCUUAGGCUGGUGAUGGGCCAGGAUGUCCUUCGUCUUUGCCCUUGUAGUCAUUCCAGAUGUUUGGAGGAGGGAAGCAAGUGUCUUGAAACUGCUUCUUCUCUGGUGGAUCUUCUUUUUGUCUGAUCCCCUUGGAAAAGUGGGGGGAGACUUCCACAUGGCCUUGAUCUCUGGCUAGUGACAGAGGCUAGAGUGGCCUCCUCUUCACUCCUGCAGUCACAGAAAUUUGUCCUUUGGUUCUGACCCACUGAGGUCAGAAAGAGAGGUGUGUCCCCCCCCCGCACUUUGAUUAUGUGACUUUGAGUGCUUGCUUCCUGUUACUCCCAGGGCAACAGGAUCUGCCACACCAGGAGUAUAGCCUUAAAGGCCACAAAAAUUAGUAGCUCACAAAUACUUCCACAUGCCCACACAUGCCCAUGGCUGUUAUUUCUGGCCUGAAAGGGUAGGUGGGUAGAAAUAAGAGCCUUUUUUGUAAACUUGGCAUGUUCUGAUUUGCCCUGGGUGACCAGGCUAUUUACAACUUUGCACUGCAGGAUGUUGAGUGCUGCAGAGUUGUGUCUAAUAUCUAGUUUCCUUGAGAAGAUGCUGGAUUUUGCUUGGGGGAAUGGAUGGUAGCUAGUGAAACUGUUGUGUAUUUUUGCUUUCUCCUGUGACUUCUGGUUUGACUCGCUUGCAUGAGUCACCUGGUGAUUUUGGAACUGCAGACCACCUUUUUGUGGUCUUUGCUUGCAGCACUCUUUGGUUGAUCUGCAAGGGCUUUGGUGUAUAGCAGGGAUGAGGAACCUCUGGUCCUCAAUAUGUGCUGGACUCCAGCUCCCAUCUGCCCCAGCCAGCAUGGUCAGUGGUCAGGGAUGAUGGGAGUUGGAGUCCAGCAACAUCUGGAGGCCCUGUCAGGUUCCCCUAUCCCUGGCACAUAGGCUGAAUUCUUCCCAUCCUGGAUAGCUGUUGAAUAUUAUCCCCCACCCUACCUAACUAGAUGUGCUAGGCAGCCAAGUUGUUCCUUCCAGAGCUAGAUAAUGUAUUAACACAGUCCCAGGGUCCAAAAGGCCUUGGAAUUUUAUAAGCUCUGUUAAUGAUAGGCUAAGCCCUGAGUCUUCAGUUUUCUCUGCCCUUUGGACUCUUGCUCCUUCUUAUAGCCACCUGAACCAAGGGCCAAUGCCACCUUUGGCCACAACCUCAACCAGUUAUGUUUCAGUUUAAUGUUUCAUUCUGGUUUUAAAAGUAUUUAAGCAUCAUGGAGAAAGGUACCUCAAGUAUUGUUGCAGGCUUCUGAGAAUGAAUUUAUAUUUAUAUUUUGCCUUGAUUUAUUGCUUUUUUAACUCCCAAAAUAAAUCUAGAGUAAUUUUUGUGGUAUUAAAGAAGCCUGUACCCAAUAAUCAGCUUCAUACCAUCAUUUUUCCUCUAGUUGUAUUUUGACACAGUGCAAAUACACAAAAACUUGCAUGAUCUUCUAUGUCAUUCUUCUUCAGCUUUGGGUCUCCAGGUGUUGUUUGACUAUUACUCCUUCCAUUCCUGUGAUCCUUAGAUUAAGGGCAGUAUAGAAAUCAUCAUCAUCAUCAUCAUUAUUAAUAAUAAUAAUAAUACUGGGACGUGUAACUGUUCUCAUAGAAUUGUAGAGUGGGAAGGGACCCCAAGGGGUUUUUACCACCUUCCAAGGGAGUCUGUUCCCCUCUCAAACAGCUUUUAUUGCCAGAAAGUUCUUCCUAAUGUUUAGUCAGAAUCUCCUUGUCAUUUAAAUCCAUUGGUUUGAUGUUCCUGAACUACGCCCCCCCCCAAUCAUCCAUGGUCAUUGGUCAUCCUUGCUGGGGCAGGCUCUUACAUUUGCUUGCCUUUGAUUUGUCAAGCAGAGCAGCCUGAUUUUACCCCUCCCAUCCUGUGGAAUUAGCCAACUAGAGGAGGAAAGGGCGCUGGGCAAAGGCAGGGCGGCAGCUCAAACUGCUAACCUCAGGCACAGCCCUCAUGUGGCAAAGCCUUCUGAGCUUGCUGAAGAAGUUGUGGAAUGGCAGGAUUGUGCUAUUCUGGGAAUGUUUGCUCACAACUCUGAGCAGAAAAGAAACCCACAAGGGUAACCCCUGUCCUCUGGCAAUCCUGCCCAGCCCUUCAUUUGAAUCCUAUAGAGAGACAUUUCUUUUUCUUAAAGUGCUGAAACUCAGGAGCAUCCAAUGAAGCCUAAUAUUUGAAGUUUAAGGCCAGAGAAAGGAAGUCCUUCACACACAUAGUUGAACUACAGAAUUUGCUCCCACCAGAGGCAGUGAGGGCCACCAACUUACAUGACUUUAUAAGAGGAUUAGAGAAAUUCAUGGAAGGUCAGACUACUAGUGGCUAUUAGCCACAAUGAAUUGUCAGCAUCCUUCGGGGGUCGAGAUGCAAGCUGGCUAGCCCCUAGCUGGAUCAUGCCCUUCCAGCCGUGACGACCCCCUGAUCUCUGGUGUGACGUAAAUCAGCGACUCAGACUUCAAAAGCCUGAGCACGCUAUAUUAGCAGAGCAUACUGUGCAACCAGAACAGGCGUGAGGCUUUUGGAAACAUACUAACAGCUAAAGAUUUAUUAAGCAUAAAUCAGGACAAAGAAAACAUGUCGUCUCCCUUUCUUCUCCUCAGAGAGACAGUGAAAAGCAAAAGCUAUACACAAAUGGAAGUUCCCAGCAUACUGUGCUGGAAUGUAAACAGACAUGUGACACGUAACAAUCCCGUGUCUGCUCCUUAAGGUGGAAUGGAAAUUCUCAACAUGAAUAUGUUAUCCCUCCUCUGUUAGAGGCAGUGUAUGCCUUUAAAUCCCAUUUGCUGGGAAUCGCAAGGAAAACACAGGUGCAGUCAGGCCCUGCUUAAAGGCUUCCCCUAGGGAUCUGGCUGGUCCCUGUUGGCCUGAAUGGGCCUUUGGCCUGUCGCCAGGUUCUUACCUUCUUACAUCUAUGCAAGUCUGAAGAACUAAUUUAUUUUAAUUUUAUUGUUUUUAUUAACGAAAACCGGGAGUUGGUUCUGCAAAGGAAAACAUUGGAAUGAAGCAAAUUUGCAGAGUAUAUUCAGCCUUGCCUCCAUUUUCUGGUGCCAUGAGCAAGUGGGCUGCAGGAAUGAACAUAGGACUUAUUUAUUUUUAACUGAGAAUUGUUGGCUAUCUCAAGUAUCCCGACCCUUAAUCCCAGAUACGUGGCUCUGGACUGUUGGUGAGAGAAAAGCGCUCUUCUUCUGCCCAGAAGCACGCAAUGGAUUCUAUCCAUCUAAGUUCUCCUUGGAGUAGACGCAAUUGGAAAUUAAUGGCUCAGCUACUGUUGAGCAUGACUGAUACUGGAUACAACUCAGUAUUUCAUGAACAAGGUCCCAUUGCACACUGUGUGUGUGUGUGUGUGUGAGAGAGAGAGAGGGGGGGGGAGAGCUACUUUGGAACCACAGCCCAAGGAAAGAGGACAGAGGUUGUUUUUUCUCCUCCUGCAUCUGCUCCAAAGUGGGCUUUUUUUUUUUGGUAAGCUAUGUUGAGCCUCCUUGGAAGCAGCAUGUAGCAACCACUGCCUCUUUGGAGGGAGCCUGCCAGCAUAGGCUCCCUACUUAAUCAGCUGUGUUUACACAGCCCUUAAGAGAGCCAUUACUUUUCCCCUGCAAAUUGGCUUUCCAGUCGCUGUGCAAAAGACUUGCUGGACUUAAUGUGCUUUAGAAAACAUUUGUCUCCCUCCCCGAAAUCAGAACUUCAUUAGACCUGGAGUGUUUAUGGGAGAUUGUGUGUUUGUGUAUGUUCUCCAGCCCCAGCGGGGUUUUUUUCCCAAGCAGUGUUCCUCGCUAGAUAUGGCUCACUUCCUUGUUUCUGUGUCUUAGCUACUUCCAAAUCUGGAGCACGCUGUUUUGGUGGUUCAGCCUAGGCCUGUUGAGCUGCGGGUAUUAAUCCCUGCUCUCCUUUAGAUAUCCAUAAUGCAAUUCUGAAUCAGAGCCAGAUCUUCAAACAAAUUGCUCUUUUCUCUUUGCCAAGGACUUGAGGAUGGAAGGUAGAGGAAUGGUGGGGUGGCAAUUGGGGAAGAGUGGACUUGCAGCAAGGCUGAAGAGCUGUGCAGGGCAACUAAAAGCUGGCCACUAGAAAUCUGCUCUUAGCUUUUCCCUUUCUGAAACCAGACAAACAAGGUUUCAGGUCGUUCUUUCAUGAGGGCCAGAAACAUGUGCUGUGCGUGUUAAGAGUCUUCGAUUACUUGGAGUGCCAGACAUACACAAUUGUGUACUAUCCCCUUUGUUCAUUACUGUUUGGUUGGGUGUGUGUGUGUGUGGAGAUGCUUUGAGAGCAUUCUGAGUGCAGGUCGCAAAGGGUGCUACGAUAUGAACUUACCACUGUGUUUAGAAAUCUGGUUCUGGUGCUGAGCAACAGGAAAUAUUUUCCCCACCCUUGUUUUGAGAUUUGUGCAGUUUCUGUUUCUAUAACAGGUUGACACAGUAGCACAUUGAGGGGAUGGGCAGUGUGUGCUUUUUGGAGUGGGGGGAGAAGGGGAUAAAGAUUGGCUGAGAAUGGGAUAAUUUCAUUGCGAAGGGAAGGGGGAGGAAAGCAGCUCCUCUGGGGAUGGGAAGCUCAAACCUGUGUCUUGUCUGCCUUAAAAUUUUCUUCCUGUUCAGUCUGUGGGAAGCGUUACAAGAACCGUCCUGGGCUGAGUUACCACUAUGCGCACUCCCACCUGGCUGAGGAAGAGGGGGAAGACAAGGAAGACUCGCAGCCCCCCACGCCUGUAUCACAGAGAUCUGAGGAGCAGAAAUGUAAGUGUCUUCCUCCUCCUCCUGGGGCUUUUCCAAACUUUAAGAUCUCUUUAUGUAAGUUCUCCUCUACCCCAGCUUAAAUUGGAUCUCAAGAUUUGCCCUGGAAAAAGGGAUAGACCUAGUGUGAGUCCCACACUUAAAUGUCGUGUUGUGAUGUUGGGAUUUAUAUGAGCCAAUUGAAGGACUAAGGGAGUCAAUUUCAGCAAGAAUGGUGGCAUGUGCUAGCAAGUGACCAAGCCUGUCUUGCUUUGAGCAGCUGCAUGUGGAACCAUCACAACCAGGACUGAAGGGCUGGACCAGGGGUCAGCAACCUUUUUCAGUCGUGGUCCGGUCCACCAUCCCUCAGAUCAUGUGGUGGGCCGGACAAUAUUUUGAAGAAAAAAAUGAACAAAUUCCUAUGCCCCACAAAUAACCCAGAGAUGCAUUUUAAAUAAAAGCACACAUUCUACUCAUGUAAAAACAUGCUGAUUCCCGGAUGCGGGCUGGAUUGAGAAGGUGAUUGGGCCGCAUCUGGCCCACGGGCCUUCGGUUGCCUACCCCUGGGCUGGACCUACGUAUGUCCGAGCCAUAGGUAAGAGCCAGCUGUUCUCUUUAAGUAGGCUGUGAAUACAGGGUGAGCAUAAAAUGAUCAGUAGGAUGAGAUGCUAUAGCCAGUAUCCUGUAGUGGCAAUGGGACAGUGCUGCUGAGAAUGCACACAAUAAGCUUUUCUUUUGUGGUCACCCCUUCCCUUUGAGAGAAGCUCGGCUGCAGUUUAAAAAUAAUAAACUCCCCCUAGGUCUGGGUGGAGUAUGUGGGGUGGGAUGAGGCUCUGUUUUGACUCUGUCUUGUCAUUGAUUAAAACACCUUUUUCCAAUAGCCAAGAAAGGUCCGGAUGGCUUGGCCUUGCCCAACAAUUACUGCGACUUCUGCCUUGGAGACUCCAAGAUCAAUAAGAAAACAGGGCAACCUGAAGAGCUGGUUUCAUGUUCUGACUGUGGACGAUCAGGUAUAUGAACUGUGGGGAGCAGUGGGGCAGGAUCCUACCAAGAGCUUGGGUAUCCUACAUAAGUUUUAUGGGUUUUCUUGGCAUCCCACUCCUGAUCCUUCCCACCUGCACCUUCCCAUGCUUGUUGGUUUUGGUCCCAAGAACAACCUUUUUCAAAAAGAAUCUAAACAAGAGAAAUGAAGUAGGCUCAGGAGGCAUGUUCUUACAGCUGCCUCCUGAAGCUGCAAUAUUUUUUUGAAAAAAACAAAACAAUUUAAUUUUUUUUUAUGGUACAGAAGAUACAUUUUGAGAAAACAGUUGUUGCAACAGUAAACAAACAACUUGGCCAGAUAAAAUUACAGACUUUUGUCAUGCUAUGUAAUGAAGUUUCAUUUGAUUACUCUAAAGCUCAAACCACAUUUCCCCAUGAGUGUUGGAACUGAUUCCUGCUGCAAUCUAAACAGUUUAUGUAUUCAAUGAACAUUUGCCAUACGUUAUAAAAUAAACAGGGAUUGUGUUUGCCCUUUGGCAUGUUAAUUUCUCAGCCAACGCUAUUGACCACAUUGGUGUACCAAUGGUGUACCAAUCAAUGUUAAGCCUAACACCAGUUUCUGAAGCUUCAAGACUGGCAUCUUUGUGAAGGAGCUUGUGCGUUUCCCAUGUGUCAGUGCCCCCACAGAGGCCUGUGGUGGUAGAAGCUGGCUUUGGCUGCCCCUCGUUGGCUCAUUUGGCCCCCUUCUGCUGCUAGGGGGAGUACAUCUUCCUCAUGGAUUAAGACAGCUACCAAGGGUUGUAUCCAUCUAAGUCCUAUGCAGGGUAGAGCCCUUGGAAUCAAUGAUCAUGAGUUAUGACUAAAAGUAAUCAUUUCCAUGGGUUAACUCUUGAGUUGCACACAGAUAUAUAAGACUAACAUAGACUGAAGUGUUGGAAGCUUGGCUUAGCCACUCCAGAAUCCCCUUGUUAAAAGGGGGUUGGGCACAGUCAUGACGCUGGAGAGACCUGCCAGUGGCCAUUAGCCUUUUUGUGUUGGACCAAAACCAGAACUACAGUAUUUUUCCAUGUAUUGGAUGAAGUUUUUUUGUCUCAAAAAUCACGUUAAAAAAUGGGGGUUGUCCAAUACACGGAUAGUGGCAUGGGGGUGGGAUAUUCUGUUGGUUUUUGGGUUUUUUUUAUAAUAAUUUUUUUUACUGAUUUUCCACAUUUUUUUAACAUCUUUACAAUAAUCAUUUUUCAUCUCUAUUUAUUAGGUUCUUUUGACCUCUCUGACUUCCCUCAAUGGGUUCUCUCCUUGUCCCAUAAUUAACUGCAUCUUUUAUGUUUUCCAAAUAAUUACAUAAAUCACAAGUAAAAUGCAGUAAAAUUUCACAUUAAAGUAUCUUCACAUUCCUGUCAGUGACUUUAAAAUUUUACAGUGUUCUUUUAAAUAAAGUAAGAAUUUAUUCCAGUCCUUUUCAAAUACUUGUUCUUCCUGGUUUUGGAUCUUUCCUGUCAAUUUCGCCAUCUCCACAUAGUCCAUCAGUUUCGCCUGCCAUUCCGGCACUUCCUUUUGCUUCCAUUUCUGGGCUAGUAGUACUCUCACUGCUGUUGUUGCAUACAGAAAUAAUCACUUAUCUUCUCUCAGUAUCUCUUUACCCAUAAUACCUAAUAAAAAGGCUUCUGGUUGUUAUUUUUUAAAAAAAUUCUUAAAUAUUUUCUUUAACUCAUUGUAAAUCAUAUCCCAGAAGUCUUUUACUUUAUCACAUAACCACCACAUAUGGUAAAAAGUACCCUCUAUUCCCUUACAUUUCCAACAUAAAUUUGAGCUAGUUUUAUACAUUUUUGCAAUUUUACUUGGCGUCAAAUACCAGCGAUACGUCAUUUUCAUAAUAUUUUCUUUCAACAAGUAGCAUGCAGUAAAUUUAAUUUCUUCCUUCCAUAAUUUUUCCCAAUAUGACAUUUGAAUAUUAUAUCCAAAGUCUCUAGCCCAGUGUAUCAUAAUAACUGCCUUAACCUCUUCAUCCUUUGUAUGCCAUUCCAAAAGUAAUUACAAUAUUCUGUUGUUUGGUCUUAUGUGAACAUUGUGAGAAUAAAAUUCAGUAGCGCUUUCCCUCUUCCUGUCAAAACACUUGCCAACCUGGUUUUCCUUGGAGAAAAGAUGAGCAGCAAAUGUGAUGAAGAGGUGCAACGUCUUUGUUUGUUUAUCCGCUUGCUGAGGUGCCCACACAACCUUCCUGUCUUAAUGCCUGCCCCACUGUCUCUCCCCACCAGGGCACCCUUCAUGCCUGCAGUUCACACCAGUUAUGAUGGCGGCGGUGAAGACCUACCGCUGGCAGUGUAUUGAGUGCAAGUGCUGUAACAUCUGUGGCACCUCUGAGAACGAUGUGAGUACCCUUUCUCUCCCCUGUCCCUGCCCUUUGCAUGACUGAAUCCCUUCUCCCUGUGUCCUUUCAUCAUGAAUGUCCCUCUUUAUAUUAUAUGCCUAAAAGGUCUCAACAAUUUGCAUCUGGAAAUUUAAAUGCAUUACACCAAUUCAUGCAAAACUAACAUUCUCAUAGACACCUCCCACUGUCCCCAGUUACAGCCUCAGGAAGCACACUUCCAGCAGAACAAAAUCCACUCAUUAAAAGCCUGGUGGCAGGCGGGGUCAUAGGCCAAAGUGGUUGGAGCAAACAAUGUAAAUUUCAACCCAUUUUUUUUUUACAAUAGACCGCUUUCCUCACGCACCCCUCAUUCCAUCCUCCUUCUAGGCAAGUGACAAGUGUUUAUCAGAGGUCAAGGCUACCUCCCAGCCAGGAAAAAGAUCGCAAGGAUAGUGCAAAGCAAAGUCAAUUACGGGGGAGUUCUGAGGGCCAGAUAGUACGAUCUGGAGGGCCACAUCCAUUCCCCAGGCCUAUAGUUCCCCAUCUCUAGUUCCCAAUGGUUUUCAUGAGGCUGAAGGGUGGCAGCAGCUUGCAUUCCUCUCUAAGCUCCUUGAAGCAAAGGUGGGAUAUAAAUUGGAUAGAUUAAACUGCAACACCUUGAUUUUUAGGGGUGGCAGAGGACAGAUUUUCUCCCUUUCUGAAAAGAAGUGGAAUAAUUUGCAUUCUCCUUUGUUCUGGCUUUUCCUCCCUCCCCAUCCUGCUUAGGACCAGCUGCUCUUCUGUGACGAUUGUGACCGUGGCUACCAUAUGUACUGCCUCACUCCACCCAUGUCAGAACCACCGGAAGGUGAGUACUUCUCUGCUUCCCCAUUUGCAUCUUCCCACCUUUGUGCGAUUUUGGGUUUCUCCUGGUUUUUGCAUAGGGAAUUCCGGAAGCCAUAGUUCAGUGAUAAAGAGUGACUGCUUUGUAGACAAAAAGCCCUGGUUCAAUUUCUGGUGUCUCCAGGUAGGGCUGGGAGAGAGAGACCCCUGCCUGAAACCCUGGAAAGCUGCUGCCGAUCAGUGUAGACAUUGCUGAGCUCGGUGGACCAAGGUUCCGACUCUGUAUAAGGCAGCAUCCUAUUUGGGGGCAUAGACUAAAAGGCUGCUCUGCACAGCUUGCUCACCUGUUUUGUAAUUAACUGGCCUGCAAUUUAAAUUGAGUAAAAGAAGAAGAAAAGAAGUUCCUUCUGGGCCUCAUUCUACUUAACAAAUCAAAUAGGAUUUUUCUUUUUCUUUUAUAAAUGCUUUGGGAUUUUAAACCUGCCUUAGCGUGCCAAUUAUAUAAAAGAAGAAAGUUUGCAUGUAGCAUGACAUGGCAAAACGCUGGUGACUUGUAGCAGGCAGUUUGCCGACUCAUUUCCUGAGCAGGCGCUGACUUGGUAUUUUGAAAAGACGCUUCCAGCAACAGGCCCACAGCCAAAGGUAGCCUUUGUUAAUCUUAAAUCACCUGUUUAAUCUUUACACCACUUCUUUUGAGUCGCAGGUCACAGCUCAGGCUUUUCCGAGGCCUAGUUGGAAAGGGCUUCCAGUCAAGGCCCACAGACUGCCUGUCUACUGUAAGACCAGUAGAAGGGGCUGUAGGUUUGGGACGGAGCAAACAUUUCACACAUGGUAGAUUCUGGUUCUCAUCCCUGACACCCCUGCUGUGGCGUCAAGUUCUGCUGGUGUACAGUGUGUGUCUAGUGUAGCUAUAAUGCAUCCCACACACUCCAUAGAGGACGAGUCACAUACCUGUAAACAAGGAGGUGGACAAAAUGACACUCUGUGUGCACCGCUGUCUGCUGUGCUUAAAUUUAGUUUGCUUAUAAGUUGCUUUUCCACUUUGACCUUGGUGGCUCACAAUAAACAUUAACUUAUUAUCAGAACAUGCAACAUUUGAAACAACUUUGUGUUUCAGAACAUACCAUUAAAUUCAAAAAGGACAAAACCAGCAAUUCAGUAAGCAUAGAAUAAAUUCGAUAUUACGCUAAAAUAACCAAGUACUUAAUGGAGACCCUUUCUCAGUAUGUCCCGUAGUUUACGAUCAGGGAGAGGGGCCCUUCUCAGAGUAUCAUUGAGUGAACUUUUGAAGAAAGGGUAUCACUUUUGGAGUGAACAAGACUUGCUUGUGCAGCAUCCCUCACCCAAAUUUAACAGCAGCUCAAAGAUGGGAAACCUGGCACCUCCCAGAUGUUGCUGGGCUACAACUGCAGUUCAUCAUAAUUAUUGGCCAUGCUGGUUGGGGUUGUUGGGAGUUCAUGUCCAACGUCCCCCAGAGAGCCACUGGUUCUCCCACUGCUGCAAUAGGUGUCUUAUCCCUCCCCCUGCCCUCUUUUCUGUUACAGGAAGCUGGAGCUGUCACCUGUGUCUGGAUUUGCUGAAGGAGAAAGCCUCCAUCUAUCAGAACCAGAACUCCUCCUGAUGGGCGCUGGGGCAGCAGAGAAGAAAGGGAGCUUGAAAGAGGAACUGCCAGUUGUCCACUACCUUGCAGGGCUCUUUUUCCCUUUCUUGGUUUAGUCUUUUUCCUAUGCUGCCUCCCACUCUUGGUCAGUGUCUCCUUCACCAGUCGGAUCCAGCCCCUGCCAGCUCUCUCCAUUGUCCUCUGCGCAGCGGUUUUUGGGUUUAGAACUUCUUCUUUCUCUCUCUCCCUGCUCUCCUGGGAGGGAGGAUUCUCCAUGCCCUUUCCUCACUUGCCUCCAGGCUGGCUGAGAAGCACCAAACAGAUCAUCAUAUCUACGGCCUUAAUACUCAAGGACAAAUAUAUAUAUAUAUAGAAAUAUAUUCCGACCGAACUGGGCUUGCUGGGAGGAGGCGACUCCUUCUCAUCUUACUAACAUUGUGCUAUUGAAUCAACAGCUGAUCUGCAGGCUUCUAUGUCUCCAAAAGCAGAGCCAGCAAUUUUAAAAACUUUUUUUUAAAACACAAAACCACCACGAGCACUCUUGAUACUACCCACAGGGCUUAUAGGCUCCCUUCCAGCCCUUGGCCACCUGUUCCUCCCUCUCCAUAAGAAAGUGGUUUUGUCCCUUAUAUAAUUACAAAUGGAUCUGGAGCAGUCUCCUAGACCCGAGAGAACUCUGGGAAGGCAUUGUCCAGUGGAAAACCUACCUUUGGCCUUCAACAGUGUGGACCAGGACUUGGCUUAGGCAGGUGUGAAAACAAAGUGACUUCGUUUACCUCAGUCAGGGAAGAUCUUUUGAGGCUUCCCCUUGUCCUGAUGGAGGCUGGAUCCUGACCCAAAGAACCCUCCCGUUGUUAACACAAAGCACCAUUGCCUCCUUCCUUGUUUUCACACACACAAGGCUAUAUAUAUACUUUUAACGGGGGGUUGUGUUGGGGUGGGGGAUUGGGGGAGCAGAGAGAGGGUUCCAGCACUUUCCCCCACCUCUCUUUAGCAAGCCCUUAACACAUGGGGUGUUGACUACAGCCCCCCCCAAGCAGCAUUUCUGUCCCACGGUGGGUUUUAAUAUGUUUUUAAUUCUCGAGGGAAUGUUUCCAGUCCUGGCACCAUUUUACAUUUCUCCUCGUAUCAUCCUCCCACCAUAUGGGCCUCUACAGGAAUAUGCGAGUUGCUCGGAGGUGGAUGAAUGGAGGGCCGGCAGCUCUUUCUUCCCUGGAGCAGGGCUUGUUGGCAGGAGUUGACCCUGGUCUCCCCGCUGUGCUGCGUGCCUCUCUGGGGACGUUGGCCACAGAUCUCUGGGGUUGCCUGUGCGGGCCACUUCUUUAUUUCUUUCCCUAGCCUCACUUGAUGCCUAUUUGCUGAGUCCUGAUUUCCCACAUUCUCUGUGUGCGUGUCUGCAGGUGGAGGGCGAGCCCUUAUACCUCUGGGCUGCUCUCCAAGGAGAACAAGCUGGCAUGCAGGAGCCUCCUCCCUUUCCAAGAACGGAAGCUCUCUUCUGCAUCCAUCCUGCCUUCCCCCUUGGUUGCCUUCUUCACCUCCCCACCCCCACUCUCUGGAGGAACCGGUCCUUAAUAAGAAGUGACAUUUUGAAAACCUUCCUUGGAAACUUCCACCUGUCUUCCCCCUAACCCCCUUUGUAUGGCACCCCAUUUGGGGAGGAGAGGUGUUUUUCUCUGGAAUAGGGUUCUGUGUAAUAUACUAAUGAUGUGCCUGUUUUUUCUAAAAAUUGACUUCAUACCUACCUCCAAAGCCCCUUGCCCCAGUCAUACAUCCUCUUGCACUCCCCCAAAAUGCAUCCAGCCCUUCUCUGCCCACAUCUUUGCAGAGGCAAUACAUGAAGACUCAGGGGGACUGGCAAAGCAGAGGGGGCUGGUUCUUUUUAGAAUAGCUUGCCUCACCGAGUUAACAUCCAUCCUGUGACUGGGCACUGCAGCCUCUUGCCUCACCUUUCCCUAAGGCAGGGGUGGGGAACUGAUCCCCCAAAAAAGAUAUUGUUGGGCUAUGGCACCCAUCAUCAUCUCUUGACCCGCUGGCCUUGCUGGCUGCCGGAGCUGCUGGGAGUCGGACUCCACACUCCCAGCCAAACCGCAGGAAGGGUGCCAUCCUUGCCUUUGUUCUCACUACCCCGCUAGCUAAGGUGGGUCUUAGUGGGGCUGUAUUUGGAAGGGGAAAGAGGCACUUUGGGAACCAAAACGGAAGCUUUCACCCACCCACCCCUGCCCUCAUUCGCUAUGCUCUGUGGACUAGAGGCUUUCAGGAUUAAAAAGGUCCACAGACUCCCCAUUGAGUCUAUAAGGGAUGUCAAGAGAGGUGGAGUCAUUGUGCACUUACAGCCCUGGAUCCCCUUGGGGGCCGCAACCCCACACAGGGAAGCCAUUUUGGUUUCUUUAACCUUGCACUUGAUUUCUCUCCCAUAGCUGGUUGGGAUUGGGUAGGAGGGAACAGGUAGAGGCGGCCUGUUGAUGAAGGGGGGUGGGGUGGGCAAACCUUGCGUUGGGGGAGUUGCUGUCCCAACCCCAGAUGGGGGCAUGUCCUCGUUCAAAGCAUCACACCCGUGUCUUAAAACUCACAACCCGAAUAAACACCAAAAUGGCUUGUUUGGACUAAUUAUUUUAUUGCAGUCUUUUAUCUGUUGGGGUGGGUUGAAAGUAGCUUUUUUGCGGGGGAUUUUUUUUUUAAAGCAGUGUUGCAUUAUGGAGAUUUUAUGCUCAGGUUAGAUCUGUUGGUUUGAGGGAAGGGGAAUUGGGAAGGGUAUAUAAGAACAUGGUCCAUGUUCUUUUUUUAAAGUGGGCUUUGCUUCAGUGCUCUCUUCAUCUUGGGGAGGGGUGGGCCUUGGGUUUUCAAACCCACAUCCCUUCCAUUCCUUGAGCACUCAGAAGCUGAUCAGAAUACCUCAUCUCCCCCCCCCCCUUUUGCCACAAGUUGAUUCUGCAGCUCCUUGCACCUGAACGCCCUCCUGCCCAGCAUUACCAGUUUUACAAUGAAUUGGUGGCUAUGUUUCUCCCUCUCCCCAGGCAAUUAAUUAUGCAGAUAAUUUUAUUUUUUAGGUUUGGAAUUGGUUAUGGUAUGCCGAGGCUCUUCACCGCCCCCCACAUUUAUUUUUUUUAAUUGCAGCUGAAGCUAAAGUGUGUUUUACCUUUUUUGUUUUAUUUUAAGGUAUUGUAAUAAGUAUUAGCGAAUAAAUCAUUUUUACACAGAAA